AUGUCUAAUCUGCAGAAGAUUAAUGACAUCGAGGCGGAGAUAGCCCGCACGCAAAAGAACAAGGCGACGAUGGCGCACCUGUGCCAGCUUAAGGCUCGUCUGGCGCAGCUAAAGCGGGAUCUUAUUGCCUCGGAGUCCAAGAAAGGCGGCGGAAAAGGUGAGGGUUUUGAUGUGCAGAAAACUGGUGAUGCCAGGAUUGGAUUUAUUGGUUUUCCAUCAGUGGGGAAGUCAACUCUUUUGACGAAGCUCACGUCGACGCACUCUGAAGUGGCGGCGUACGAGUUCACGACGCUCACGUGCGUGCCGGGCGUUGUAAAGUACCGUGGGGCGAAGUUGCAGAUGCUCGACCUGCCUGGUAUCAUUGAGGGCGCAAAAGAUGGAAAAGGUAGGGGUCGGCAGGUUAUUGCAGUGGCACGCACCUGCUCUCUCAUUCUAAUUGUACUUGAUAUUGCCAAGCCGCUACAACAUAAACUCAUCAUUGAACGUGAGUUGGAUGGGUUUGGUAUUCGUUUGAAUAAGCAGCCGCCUAAUAUUGAUAUUCGCAAGAAGGAUCGGGGCGGAAUUAGCAUCGCAUCCACGUGCCCCUUGACGCAGUUGGAUCAUGAAACAAUUAAAGCCAUUCUGACGGAGUAUCGCAUGAGUAACGCUGAUGUAAUGCUUCGUGGGGACUACAGCGCGGACGACUUGAUUGACGUUAUUGAAGGCAAUCGCAUCUACAUUCCCUGCGUUUAUGUGUUGAAUAAGAUUGACCAGAUCAGCAUAGAGGAGCUUGACAUUGUCGCCCGGCUUCCACACAACUGCCCCAUCAGUGCCCAUCAUGGGUGGAACCUUGAUGGUCUUUUGGAGUGUGUCUGGGACCACCUCCACUUUAUUCGCAUCUACACGAAGCCAAAGGGUCAGAUGCCCGACUACGACGAACCAGUGAUUUUGAAGAAGUUGCCGCCGCCGACAGUAGAGCGGUUCUGCCUGCGUCUGCACCGUCUAAUGAUGAAGAGCUUCAAGCACGCCUGGGUGUGGGGUUCGAGUGUGAAGCAUCAGCCGCAGCGUGUUGGGAAGGAUCACCUACUGGAGGAUGAAGACGUGGUGCAGGUUGUAAAGAAGGUUUAA
Molecule: messenger RNA, 1107 nt
Organism: Trypanosoma rangeli
Lineage: Eukaryota; Euglenozoa; Kinetoplastea; Trypanosomatida; Trypanosomatidae
Product: putative developmentally regulated GTP-binding protein 1
Exons: 1
Coding region: 1-1107 (368 amino acids)
Biological process (GO): cytoplasmic translation
Cellular component (GO): cytoplasm
Molecular function (GO): GTP binding; GTPase activity
Source: RefSeq, a predicted model, not a curated record